AUGCCCAAAGACAAGCAAUCCGAGGACGAUAUGCUCUCUUGUUUCACCGACACCCAUGGGAUCAUUACCACUACCAUGAACGACGUGCCCGGCCACAGAGUCAAACAAGUCCUCGGCACCGUGUAUGGUCUGACUGUGCGCUCACGUAACUGGGGUGCUGGGCUUGGUGGCGUGGCCCGGUCAAUAGCCGGAGGGGAGAUACGCGUGUUUACAAAGUUGCUGUAUACAGCACGCAACGAGGCGGUUGAGCGGAUGGUUGGAGAGUGCAUGUCUAGAGGUGGAAAUGCACUGGUAGCAAUGCGCUUUGACGUUGUCGAUAUGGGUGGGUUCUCGCAAAUAUGUGCGUAUGGCACUGCUUGCAUUGUGGAGAAAGUUGAUCAGGUUUGA
Talaromyces proteolyticus is the source of this 387-nucleotide messenger RNA. RefSeq names its product UPF0145 domain protein. The record is from RefSeq and is a predicted model, not a curated record. Lineage: Eukaryota; Fungi; Ascomycota; Eurotiomycetes; Eurotiales; Trichocomaceae. Bases 1 to 387 code for a protein of 128 amino acids. The transcript has a single exon.